Molecule: messenger RNA, 4637 nt
Organism: Calidris pugnax (ruff)
Lineage: Eukaryota; Metazoa; Chordata; Aves; Charadriiformes; Scolopacidae
Gene: ZRANB3
Product: zinc finger, RAN-binding domain containing 3
Exons: 21
Coding region: 524-3838 (1104 amino acids)
Biological process (GO): DNA repair; replication fork processing
Cellular component (GO): nuclear replication fork
Molecular function (GO): ATP binding; nucleic acid binding; ATP-dependent chromatin remodeler activity
Source: RefSeq, a predicted model, not a curated record
UCUACUGUUAACAAUACAGGAAGCAUAUUUGGGCUGAUAUUCAUUUUUCCUAUAAUCAUUAAGGUAAUUCUGCUCCUCACACAGGCCAUGAAUCCAAAAUAAUUAGGUAAUGCUUUGAUGUAACAGUUUGUUGCUCCCAUCAUGUUUAGUUAGGAUACCAACUACUGAACUUUUUAACUGUUUGUUUAAAAUCUACUGAAUUUACAAAAGAACAAAAGCUAGUAUUUCUUCUUUCCCCCAGACUGGGCAUACUUUGGACUAAAAAUUUUGGACGACUGUUAGUUCCAUUAUCAGAAGGAUGACCUCUUCAUACUGGAAUAGUUAGAAUAUUUUAUUGAUACUGAACUGGUGGGCUCCCUCAUCUACGUUAUUUUAGGGAGAAUUCUCAAGACUUGAAAAGAGUUGUGUAGAUACUGAAUAUAUUUAAAGAUGGAGUGAUUGUUAUUGUUCCAUUCUGUAAUGUAUAGCAGACCUGUCUUAAGUAAGACAUCUUUUCUUUGGUUUUGUUUCCUUUAGGUUCAACAUGGCUAGUACAUUCAAAGAAACACCUACACUUGAAGCUUCUUGUUCAGAAAAUGUUGAUGCUAAGCUGACCUUUCUACCUGAAAGACUGAGAAAGAAACUGCUUCCUUUUCAGGAGAAAGGCAUCAUAUUUGCACUUCAGAGAAGUGGCAGGUGUAUGAUUGCUGAUGAGAUGGGGCUAGGUAAAACAAUUCAAGCAAUUGCCAUUUCCUACUACUAUAAACAUGAAUGGCCCCUUUUAAUUGUAGUGCCUUCAUCUCUGAGAUACCCUUGGGUUGAUGAGAUGGAGAAGUGGAUUCCAGAACUCUCUCCAGAUGAUAUUACCAUCAUUCAGAGCAAAACUGAUACUGGGAGAAUAUCAACCAGCAAAGUAACGAUUCUGGGGUAUGGCCUGUUGACUUCUGAUGCACAGACUUUGGUAGACACUUUGUACAGGCAGAACUUUAAGGUAGUUGUGAUUGAUGAAUCCCAUUAUAUGAAAUCCAGAAAUGCCACCCGCAGCAAGAUUUUGUUGCCAAUUGUGCAGAAAGCUCUUAGAGCUAUUCUUCUUACUGGAACUCCUGCUCUAGGAAGACCUGAAGAGCUUUUCAUGCAGAUUGAGGCACUGUUUCCAAAAAGAUUUGGAACUUGGAAUCAAUAUGCCAAAAAAUACUGCAAUGCUCGUGUCAGGUUUUUUGGUAAAAGAACUCAAUGGGACUGUAGAGGAGCUUCAAAUUUAGAAGAGCUACAUCAACUUUUAAGUGAAAUAAUGAUCAGAAGACUGAAGAAUGAUGUUCUAACACAGUUGCCUCCCAAAGUCAGGCAACGUAUUCCAUUUGAUCUCCCUCAAGCUGCAGCUAAGAAUUUGAAUACCACUUUUGCAGAGUGGGAGAGAUUAAUGAGAAAUCUGAAUUCGGAUGCCACUGAAAGCCACUUUUCUCAAGUCAUGAAUCUAAUCACACGCAUGUAUAAAGAAACAGCCAUUGCCAAGGCAGGAGCAGUAAAGGACUAUAUCAAAAUGAUGCUUGAAAAUGACAAACUGAAGUUUCUAGUUUUUGCUCACCACUUAAGUAUGCUUCAGGCCUGUACGGAGGCAGCUAUAGAAAAUAAGGUUCGCUACAUACGAAUAGAUGGAAGUGUUCCUUCUGCAGAAAGAAUUCAUCUUGUUAAUCAGUUUCAGAAGGAUCCUGAUACCCGGGUUGCUAUUCUGAGUAUUCAGGCAGCUGGUCAGGGUUUAACUUUCACUGCUGCUACUCACGUUGUGUUUGCUGAGUUAUACUGGGACCCGGGCCAUAUAAAGCAAGCAGAAGACAGAGCACACCGAAUCGGGCAGUGCAGUUCUGUGAAUAUUCACUUCCUUAUUGCAAAAGGAACGAUGGACACUCUUAUGUGGGCAAUGCUGAAUCGCAAGGCCAAAGUCACAGGCAGCACCUUGAAUGGCAAAAAAGAGAAAAUGCAGGCUGAAGAAGGUGAUAAGGAGAAAUGGGACUUUUUGAGUUUUGCUGAAACCUGGACCCCAAAUGAAAGUCUAGAAGAUCCCAAAAAUGAACUUUUAUUUACACAUUUUGAAAAGGAAAGACAGCAUGACAUACGUUCUUUCUUUUCCCCAAAAUCCUCCACUGAGAAGAAACGCAAAAUAUCUUCUUGUAAUGAAUCAUCACAUAAUGAUUCAGAAUCUUCGGAAGUCACAAAAGAAGAGGGUGCCGAGAAGAGCAAUGAAAACCUGGAUUCCACGAGCAUAAGUGAUGUGGAUACAAUUUGUCAUGAAAGUUCCUGUGAACAUGAAGCAAAAAGACCAAGAAGCAUGAGUGCAUCUACUCCAGUCAGCUCCAGUAAGAAAAAGAACAACUUUUUGACUGGAAAAAAACAGCCUUUGUUUUCAGAAAAAAACAAUGAAGUUCUUCCUUGUGGCUUAGAUACUUCAAGCAAAAGUACAGCUUUAAAUAAAGCUUGGCACUGCAGUGUUUGCACUUACAGUAAUAAUGCAUUGCUCCCAUACUGUGAAAUGUGCAAUUCCCCUCAAAGCAGCAAUGUUGAGAGAAACUGUGAAGCUCCCAUGAGCCAGACUGAGGAAGUUGAGUCAAAGGCCUCCAGGAGAACUGAAGAGAGAGCAGAGCACAAUGCUGAAGAUAGAAGUGAAGAUUUCGGGGAAACGGUGACCCAGGAAUCUGUUGAAAUGAGUGAACAGGAAACUAUUGAAACUGAAAAUGAAGAAAGUGAAAAAAAGAGUGGAAAAGGAGAAGUAGAUAAAUCAGACACUUAUCCAGUAUAUGAUGGGCUUAUGUUUUGUGCAAGCAGGAAUACUGAUAGAAUUCACCUCUAUACAAAGGAUGGUGAACCACUGAAUCAUAAUUUCAUCCCAUUGGACAUACAGCUGGAUAACUGGGAGGAUUUACCAGAAACUUUCCAGCAGAAACAAAAUCGUUUAUUGAUCCUGAGGUUUGUGAGGGAGUGGAGCCGUCUCACAGCAAUGAAGCAGAGGAUUGUCAGAAAGAGCGGCCAGAUAUUUUGUAGCCCUCUUCACGCUGCCGAGGAGUUGUCUAAGAAGCAGUCAACGCUCAGCAGCACCAAAAGGUAUGUGACCAAGGAGGACGUCGCAGCAGCCUCGCUGAGCAAAGCCAGCAGCAGCGGGGGCAGCGUGCGCCUCAUCUCCAAAGAAGGUGGGGUUUGUCUGAAGAAUGAAGGUGCUUCUAUUGAACAAUCGGGUCAUUCCACAAAGCUGCUUUCGGAAAAUGGAGAAGAUCUGUCAGCUCUUCAACAGGAGCAGAGGGAGGCUGAAGGCUCCUCCCCACCCAAGGGCUAUCUGCAAGCCCUGGACAGCCAAGGGAACCCGCUCUGCCUCAGCUGCCACCAGCCAGCGGGACGGCCGGAGCCAGGCUGCCGUGCCUGGGACACGCGGUUCUGCUCUCACGCCUGCCAGGAGGACUUCUCCAUCCGCUCCAGCCAGAGCUACCUCAGGACUAAAGUGUUUGAGAUCGAACGCGGCGUUUGCCAGUUUUGUAAGCAAAACGCCCAGGAGCUUUAUCUCAGCAUCAGAGACGCGCCCAAGGGUCGGCGUAAGGAGCUGCUGGAGAGCUCUUGGCUGUCUCACCUCCCACUGGGGCAGCUGAAUGAAAUGAUAAGGAGCCCAGCAGAAGGCCAGUUCUGGCAGGUGGACCACAUCAAGCCCGUUUACAGUGGAGGAGGACAGUGCUCCCUGGAAAACCUUCAGACGCUGUGCACGCUCUGCCACAGAGAGAGAACUGCCAAACAGGCCAAGGAGAGAAGCCAGCUGAAGAGACGCUCCUUGGCUACAAAGUACGGCUGCGACAUCACAAAAUUUUUCAUGAAGAUGUAAAACGCAAGGUGUGUUUGUUUAUGCUGUAACGCGGAAACCAGUGGUGUUACAGUGUCUUCCUCCUGCACCCAAAUCCUUGUAUCACGCUGUUGGUAGAGGGAAGAAUGUAUGGAAUUAAAACCAAGGAAUCACUAAUAACACUGAUUGUCGGAGGGGCUUGGGUGAGUACAUCCAAGGUAUUGAUCAUGGUUAUAUUUUUAUGACCUGGCGGUGUAAAGCUAAAUUUCUCUGUGUAACCUUAAUGCAAUUUUGAAGCAUUGGUGUUUUCCUGUUGCAAUGGUGUUAGACCUGCAGGAAUUUGAGGAAAUUUGUUGAAACUUCUGUUGGUCUUAACAGGGUUCAGCUGUACUGGGGACACUAUAGACCAAGAAGGUAUCUUAGUUCAAAUUAUUUUCUUUGUUCACGUAUCAUAAUUAUUGCAGAAAAUACAGGCUCUGACAGCUGUUGUGACAAAAAUAGCACAAGUGAGUGAGAGAUUGGUCUUUUCUAAAACUGCCUCACACCCACAAACCAUCAAUAGCUCUGAUCAGCCCUGACAGGCCGACUGCUGGCACUGGGUCUGACCUACAGGGCUGACAUUUAGAAUUAACGGCUGUUGAAAUCUGUUUUUAUGUAAACCAGCUUGUAUUAAAACCUUAUUUCUGAUAAGGAACAAUACAUAUUACCAAUUAUCUCAUCAAAGGUAGUUUCUGGGGAAUGCUGGAGUCCCAUUCUCUGUUAUAAGGUUGCAAAGAUAGUGGUUAUUUUGGACUGUUCAUGUGGCUUUACGGUUAUUUCAAAUAAAUACAUUUGUUUUUUC